Messenger RNA from Myxozyma melibiosi, 794 nucleotides. Its product is annotated as cofilin. The record is from RefSeq and is a predicted model, not a curated record. NCBI's taxonomy places the organism in Eukaryota, Fungi, Ascomycota, Lipomycetes, Lipomycetales, Lipomycetaceae. Gene Ontology annotation, molecular function: actin filament binding. The transcript has 5 exons. The coding region runs from base 148 to 576 and encodes 142 amino acids. Gene Ontology annotation, biological process: actin filament severing; actin filament depolymerization. Gene Ontology annotation, cellular component: cytoplasm; actin cytoskeleton; actin cortical patch.
CAACUGUGCACUUACGUAAUGACGAUUGUGCAACACCGCCCCCAGCCUCCUUCUCACAAAUUUGGACUCUUUUCGUAUUCCAUCCAUCACAUUCCUCCUUUGCAAUCCUUUUGAAUUCUCCAAUUCUCUUUUUCUAAAACACGCACAAUGUCUCGAUCCGGUGUCGCCCUUAGCAACGAGUGCCAGUCCGUUUUCCAGGAGCUCAAGCUCGGAAAGUCGCUCAAGUUCAUCAUCUUCAAGCUGAACGACGCCAAGACCGAGAUCGUCGUUGACCAGAAGUCGACCAGCUCCUCGUACGACGACUUCAUCGGCGAGCUGCCCGAGAACGACUGCCGAUACGCCGUCUACGACUUUGAGUACGAGCUUGGUGCCGAGGGCAAGAGAUCCAAGAUCUGCUUCUACAUCUGGUCGCCCGAUACCGCUCCCGUCCGAAGCAAGAUGCUUUACGCCUCGUCGAAGGAUGCUAUCCGCCGUGCUUUGACCGGUAUCUCUUCUGAGAUACAGGGCACUGACUUCAGCGAGGUUGCCUACGAGUCUGUUUUCGACAAGGUCUCCAAGGGUGCUGGCUCGCACUAAAUUCUUAUUCAGUAAAUACUCUUUUUGAGCUAUUUUUUUGAGUUUUACUUUUAUCCCACAAUGUUUGAAUAUUCUUUUGUCUGCGUAUGUUUAUAUUUUUUGUCCCAAGUAUGAUUUGUAAGGAAACACUUGAUACGGAGAUGCGGAAAGUCGAAUGAUUGUACGAGAGAAAAGUAUUCACGCACAUAUGCAAUGCAAUUAGAUUUUGUAUUAUUCUA